UGUGUGUGUGUGUGUGUGUGUGUGUGUUAGAAGCCUGUUCCUUUUCGACAUGGAAAAGUUUUUCUGCACUUUCCCCACUGCCAGGCUCCAACAGGUCGGUCACUGGGGCAGUUUGAGCAGUGCUGAUUCCUGACUAUUUUCUCUGAAGCCAUUUUGACUUCUGGUACCAGGUCGGAGGGGGAAAGGUCUCAGAAAAGUGUGACGUCAUGUCACGCUGAUAGGAAUAGAUUCAAAAUUCCAGAACAGGUUUCUUCCCAUUUGUCAAUGAUCAUUCCACUACAGCCUCUCCCAUUUCAUUCAUACAUAGGCAUACAACUGUAUUUAAGAGUUAAGUCCUUUCUGACAAUCUGAAAGUAGCCCUAAGAUGCCCAUCUGAAUCUUUAUUCUAGUAUGAUUCUACUCAUUUUCCUGGUGUCAUUAGCAUGCUCAUAGGGAGUGCAGUCGUGUUUUUACUAAGGGCUGUUCUGUUGGGGUUAUUCUUGUAGGUUUUCUUCUGAAGAUCUGAUUGUACUACAUCCUUUUCCCUAUUUCUUUAUAACUCCACAAAAGAGAGUCCUCUGGAGACAAGGUGCAGAAAGGACAGAUGGAGGAAGAAUAAAUGGAAGAUCAGAGGGCAGAGGGUCCCAGGUGCUGCUGCAGCCAAGGGAUUCUGUGCCAGGGGCUCAUUUAUCACAGCUUGUCUCCUGGCAGUCUGUGCUGCAGGAACGAAAGUGAGACAGACGAAGAGAGAUCAAAGCAGGCGGGGGAAAUGGAAAAGUACCCACCCUGUCUAGUCCAUAUCAAAAAUAGAGAUUUUAAUGUGUCCGCAUCAUUUGGAGUCAGAGGAUCCUCUCCAUCUCCAAGGUCUAACUCUCUGAUUCUUUUUCUUCCAUCACAUUUUGUCUAGCAUUUGGGUGCAGGUGGGGAAGAUUAAGGGAGGGAGGUGGCAGCUUGUAUAUUAGUUGUUUGUGCUCAGGCUUGCCAUCAAGCCUAGUUCAUACCUUCCCUCUUGACCCCUUGGCCCUUUGGCCCCUUCCCCAGUUGUUUGGGGAUAUGAAUAAGUUUGUUUACUGUCUGUUGACCUCGUGAUGUCUUUGCACAGACAUGACCCAAAGUCAUUAUUCCUUUUGGGCUUCUCUGUUUCCAUGACUACCAUCUCAGGGUUGGCUACUUUCCCAAGGUCACCAUGGCAACUAUCAGAGGGGAAUCAUGCUUGGGAUGCUUUGGCUGGGUUUUUCAUGAAUGAUUAGAAUGUGUGACACAAUGCAGACGUGAAAAUGAGAAGGGAGGGUGGAGGGGACUGGUUGGUGGGUGGCUGGGGGGAGAACUCCCGCCAGACAGUCUGUGUGCUCCCUCCAUACACCCAGUGCUGCUGCUGCCCAUCUCACUCUCCAGCUACAGGCUUCGAAAUCCAGCUCAUUGACUCCCUUGCUCAUCAGGGACCACGGGGUAGUCUCAGCCGGAGUCCUUCCACGCUCUUCAGAUCGUGGGGUCAGGAUGUUGGGGGCAGCAUAGGAGGAGGUGGUGAUGUCACAACUGCAGUGCCCUUUUCCGCGUUGCAUUUUCCAAUCAGUUCUGUCCAGGUGACUGUGCCCAGGUUAUGACGACUAAUCCUAAACCAAACAAGGCAUUAAAGGUCAAGAAGGAGUCAGGAGAGAACGCCCCAGUGCUCAGUGAUGACGAGUUGGUAUCGAUGUCUGUGCGAGAGCUCAACCAGCACCUCCGGGGCCUCACCAAGGAGGAGGUAAUCCGCCUGAAGCAGCGUCGGCGCACACUCAAGAACCGGGGCUAUGCCGCAAGCUGCCGCAUCAAGCGGGUGACCCAGAAGGAGGAGCUGGAGCGGCAGCGGGUGGAGCUGCAGCAGGAGGUGGAGAAGCUGGCCCGAGAGAACAGCAGCAUGAAGCUGGAGCUGGACGCCCUGCGCUCCAAAUACGAAGCGUUGCAGACAUUCGCCCGCACCGUGGCCCGCGGACCCAUCGCUCCCACCAAGGUCGCCACCACCAGCGUCAUCACCAUCGUCAAAUCAGCUGAGAUUUCAUCCACCUCGGUGCCCUUCUCGGCUGCAUCCUAGUGCUCCAGGCAGCUACUGAUUAGAGGGUGGGCAGGGUGAGGGCGGAUAGGACUGGCAGCCCUUUGAGAAGGGGACAGGGCAAUGUCUCUUGUGUUUGGUCAGAGUCUCCUCAGUCCUGUUGAGUCGAUGUUGAGUCCUCAAAAACAGUGCAAACUACCUGUAAAGGGACCCUCAAUGGCUGUUUCACAGUGGCCUUUGAUGGUUUGUGAUAGGAAUUUGAGCUUGGGUGUAAGAUAAGGGAAAGACCUUUUGUUGAACUACCCCAUUCAGCUCCCCUUUCCUGUUUCACCUUCCUUCCCCAUUGCCAGACCUUUCUUUCCACCCCUUUGUGACGAUAGCCGAUCUUGUUAUUGAGGAAAAGUUUAUUUCUUGAGGUGCCUCUUGGAUGUUUGGCAGCCAGGAAAUAUAUAUGGGACCCCAAGAUUCACCAUACAAGGGACCAUUACUCCAGCAGAUUCCUCUGUCAGCCUAUGGCAACUAUUGUUCAAGGGGACCUCUGCACCAUCUCCUUGCCCACCUGAAGAGGCAGCAUCACAUCUGUUUUGUGCUUAAAAUGAAACUUAAGUGGUGACUCUGUAAACAUGAUCUAUUUGAGAUGUACCAGUUAGAGAAGGCUCUCAGUUUUUAGCUCAUAUUUUCAACAGUUUAACGUAUUUUCAACUUUCUUCCCCCUCCCCCCAGUCUCUCCUCUACCCCGCCUCUCUCCCCUAUGUCCCCCAGUCAUGAGGAAUACAUUUUCAAGUUCCUGACAUGACUAAAUGCCUGGCUUCCCUCCCUGAGCAAGACCUGAACAGAAGGCAUGUAGUGCAGCUUAAUUCUUCCAGGUGUUCUACAUUUAGAGUGCACUCACAGCCCUGUUUUAGCAGUUAGCUUAGGAUUCCCUGGUGCUCCAAUAAAGGAGGUGUAGAAAGUAUUAGGUAGGCUUUCGCGUGUGUGCUCAUGCACACGUGUGCACAGGAUUCCCCAGGGGAGAUAUCAUAGCAGUAUUACCAGGCAGAAACUGAGCAGUGGCAAGAGAAUGUCUGCUCCACAGAGGACUGAUUGAGUACAAAGGUGUUAUUUAAGGAGUAACAAAGUGUUCAGGAUGGUCUCCAGAGUAUAACCAGCAGGAGAGCUUCAGCAGGAAGGAAGUAGCAUAUGCUGGGGAAACCAGGACAUCUAGACACCCGCUUAUAUGCAAACGGGGUGACUGCUGGAGAGCACAGGGAGCAAAAACAGUCUCCUCUUGUUCCAGUGGGGAGCCAUCCAUCAUGGGACGAGCUGCCAAAACAGCAGGCAGGUUAUUGGACGCUGGUAGAGAGGAGGGAAGCUUCGAGGAGGAGCCAGUGUACUUGUUCAUUGAUUUAGAGCAGAUCUGCUGGUAGGCAUUUCAGAGCUGAUGUCAGCGUCCUUACUUCUACGUGAAUAGUGUCUUGUGUUCUAGGGAUCUGCUUGUGGUCAGCUCUUCUCCAUGUAAGUGAGAACACUGAGUCUCUGAAACAUGGUCAUUUUGAGGGACCCAGAGAGGAAAUACCAAAAAGAAGGGUUCUUGUUGGGGAGGAGACUUGAAGAACAGAAGCAAACCUUUGGUUCCAAGGAAAGGAGGUGAGAAGGGAUUAAGGGUGUUGUGGAGGGGAGGAGAGGGAGAGAGAAAUGGAGGCAUCAGAUCACUGAUGCUCCAGCCUGGUAUUUGGUAGCCGAAAGACUUUAUUUGGUGCCAGUAGAGAUGCUGUCUUGUACAGUACACUUGACAUAGUGGUUCCUGUUAGAGAUGAGACAGGAAGUAGCCUUGUGUGAGCCAAGAGAGUGGUGUGGGGAGCCGAUAGGGCCUAGAGAAGAAGGGGUCAAGGGUAAAGGUUAUCUUGUGCCACUGAAAGAAAUAGAAAAUGAGUGUUACAGAAAGAAAUAGAAAAUGAGUGUUACAGAAGAGACUAGAAUGUGGCUUGAGGAAAUUAUUGUUGUCUUGAUUGACUAAAGAAGGUAGAUGGUGCACUCUAGAGAGGAAGUAUGUUUUGAACUUGAUUACUGAAAGUUUGAGGUUUACCAGGUGGAUCCUCGAGAAUCUAAUUGUGCUCUUUUUCCACUGCAUAAAAGAUGAGGGGAAUCUGUGCAACCUUGGUGCUCAAACAUCGUCUGAAGCCUUUAACUUGCUUUUUCUUUGCUGAGCAACUGAGCCAUCAAAGAUCUCACAGUAAUGUUUUCCUGUGGCUCCUUCCCAAUGGAGAGUAGUAAAAGCAACCUCAGAACACUUUCUGGAUGACUUUAUUAAACGUUUGGGAAGGUGUUUAUUUAGCAUUACUACUUCCAUAUCUUCCACCCGCCCUGCUAAUAGAUUGGUGUUGACUGUUAAGGUUGGGGAAUGAAACUGAGCUAGGGUCACAUUCCCUGGUCAAGAAGCAUAUUCUAUAAAGUCCUCUGGAUCAACUAAGUGCAGGUGCAGUCUGGAUUCUUUAUGUGUAGAUACCUGUAUGUUUGUCUAUGGGGUGGGAGGUGGGGAAGAGGAAGAGUGGAAUGUGAUGCCUAUCAGUUGGCUUCGGGGAAGGUUAAAUAUACCAUAGCCCAAGAGCAACCCUGCACUUGGAGAAAGCUUUGUUGGGUUCAUCAGAAAGAAACCUUUUUCCCACCCCAUUUCCCCAGCCCCCUGCCCCCAUUUCCCUCUUACUCUGCUCCCCCCCCACCCCUAAACAAAACACACAAGCUGCAGAGGACCUUAAGGGUCCUUAACCACAUAGGGAGGCUAUCAUAGGAGUGACACAGGCCCCAAGGGCUGAAUCUUCAUUCUGUGUCUCUGCUUGUUGGAAUAAAACAAGAAGUAUCUGAACUUCUCCAGUGGCACUGCCAUAUGGCUGAAUAGCUUUCCAUUUCCUGGAAGAGUGCCAAAGGGUUUGGCCAAGCUGAGAGCCAGGUCUCUACCAGUAGGCACUUGGAUUCUUCCAAAACAAGAGGCCUGAGUGUUAAUAAAGCUGUUGAUACCAUAGCCAUGGUAGGUAAUCCAUAUUGGAUAUCAAUAAGGACCACGUGGAAAUAUUUAAAGAGAGAGAGAAAAAAGUAAAUAUAUAUAUAUAUAUAAAAUUAUAUACACAUUUUAUCGUACAGAUUUUUCGUAAGCAAAAUUAAUUUUUUUUUCAAGUUUGAUACUGUAAAUCUUUAUUAAAAAUAAUUGUCAGGUCAGGAGUCCCUGACCUGGCAGUUUGACCUGGGGGUAGAGAAUGGGAGUGUCUUCCCUUCUUUAUCCCUAACUCUUCUGCAAAUGAGUCAUAACCACAGGCUCUAUGGAAGGAGGGAUCUAUUGGCUGCUCCCCACACCCAGUUUUCCCUCUUCCAUUCUGAUUAGGGCUCUGGCUCUAAGGCCCAUGCAUUCUAAAUUCUAUUCUGCAUGACAUUCCUCUGAACCACUGCCCUAGGCUUUUGGGAUGACCCCAACCAGGGCUGUAACUCCCACCAGAUGUCAUGCCUUGGCAUUUCAUUCCCCAGGUGCUCCAGCCAGAUCCUCUCCCCAACCCUGCAGUCUGCUCCACAGAUACCCCUCCCAAGCAACAGGAUUUCCUGCCAACCCCUUUUUUCCAGGGUAGGUUUCAUUCUGAACUUCUUGGUGUCCAAGGCUGGAGUGUUUGUUCUCCUUACUUGUGAUACACAGUAAAGGCAGGUGGGUUUUUAGUAUUGUUGUUGUCACCUUUUUCACACAUUGUUGAUGCCCCCUCAGGAUGGGAAGGACAGUGCUGUGCAUGGACAAGUCAAUUUUUACAUUGAAUUUUUGACCUGUAAACCCCUUCCCAGAAUGCAGGAAGGGUGGAGGGCUGGGGACAUGUCCAAGAGUUACAGUAGAUCAAUAGCUGUGCUUGCCUGGUCGCCUGGAGGAAUUUUGGAAGUAUGGGCAGACAGCUGAUCAGUACCUGAAAUCUGAAGCUGUAGGCUGAGUAGGGAGCAAUGCAUUUAGUGGAAGUGGAAGAGAAAGCAAGGUGGGGGCAAGAGGAUGAUAGUGCUAAGAGAGUUUGGUAUCCCCUGGAGAUAAUGUUGGGCAUAGGCCGGCCUGGGAAAGAGGUGACAUUUUUUUCUCUCUCUCUUGCCCUCCCUUUCAAAUCAUUGAAACUUCAUUGUCACAGUUUUAAUAUUUUGGUUUUCUUUUUUAAUUUAAGAAAAAAAGUCCAUGACCUUUUUGUAAUGUGGAUUUGCUUUCCUUUUUCUCUUGUGCUUUAAUCUUCUGGGACCUUUCCAUAGAAGGCAAUUCCUUUGCUUCCUUUUUCCCCCCCAAUGAUAGGGACAAUCUGUUUAAGUUUUUAGCACCAGCUCAUUCUGUCCUCUGUGGUUAUUCAGUAAUUUCAUUUCAAUAUUUAUUUUUGUGCUGCUUUUUUAUUAUAAUAUAUAAAUUAUUGAGAAUAUACCAAGUAAUGUGGAUUCCUGUUUGUAUGGCGUAUAGCCUAGUGUUUGUGUCCAUCACUUUUCUCUUCUGACAGCCACAACGUAAUUUAUUGCUGUACAUUUAGCUGCUGUGACUGGUUUUGUACCUUUCCAAUAAAGCAUUUUUCUGGUUUUGGA
Molecule: messenger RNA, 6565 nt
Organism: Phascolarctos cinereus (koala)
Lineage: Eukaryota; Metazoa; Chordata; Mammalia; Diprotodontia; Phascolarctidae
Gene: MAFK
Product: MAF bZIP transcription factor K
Biological process (GO): regulation of transcription by RNA polymerase II
Cellular component (GO): nucleus
Molecular function (GO): RNA polymerase II cis-regulatory region sequence-specific DNA binding; DNA-binding transcription factor activity, RNA polymerase II-specific
Source: RefSeq, a predicted model, not a curated record